Molecule: messenger RNA, 6712 nt
Organism: Chinchilla lanigera (long-tailed chinchilla)
Lineage: Eukaryota; Metazoa; Chordata; Mammalia; Rodentia; Chinchillidae
Exons: 6
Coding region: 1-1059 (352 amino acids)
Source: RefSeq, a predicted model, not a curated record
AUGUGCGUCUCUGGACUGUUUGGAAGGAGACCUGCUAAAGCCCACGAGGAUGCUGAACAGGGGCGGCCGAGCGGGGCCUGGGGCCUGUGCGUUUCACAGUGGUGCGCUCUUGCCUGGAGAGUCCGGCCCAGGCCACCGUGCUUGCCACCAGCACCCAGGCAGGCCCAGCACCGUGUGCCCUGGACUGCAAAUGGAAGCGCGUCUGUGGUCCUGACCUCCUCCUCCCGAGGCGACCAGCUGCUGUGGCGUGACAGACGAGUGGCUGUUGGCAGGCUGGUGGCAGAGCCGCGGUCCCUCUUGUCUCGCAGGGGACGUUGCCGCUCCCUGGUCAGAAACCCGGGUGCUCUGAACCUUGACCCUGUGUCCAUCACCAAGGACAAGGCCUGGCGCAUUGUCCGGCACGCCCCAGGGGGGUCGAGGUGCCCCUUGUGGGGGGCCCCUUGCUGGGUAUCCAGGGCCCAUAGCCAGAAAACCCUAAGCAAAACCACCCUGGCCCUGAAGUGUGGCUGUCACCUCCCCUCAUGGCCGCGCGGUCCUAGCGACCUCUGUCCCACCCCAAGAGGCAGUGUUGUGCGGGCCACCCAUAGUUCUCGUCCCUCGGCCGCGGGGCAGGGGGCUGGGGCUGGGGUCACACUCGUAGAGGCCAGGGAGGGCCUGACCAGCCCGAGACGCUGCCCAAGGGCUUUGGAGCAGCCUCUGAGCCAUCCUGCAUCAGGCCUGUGCAGCCGGGUUGGGUCGGGUCGGGAGGCUGCCUCUCCUGCCGGGUUUGGAUCCACUUCGUCUGCACUCGGUGAGCUGUGGGCCAGGCAGCUCCCGGCCUUGCGGAGGGCGGUGUUUGCUGUUGUCCCCGAAGAGGACGGGUGGGGCCGUCCCCGAGGGUCGCAGCGCAGUGUUCACAAAACUGCAGGGUCGGUGCGUUGCGGAGUCCCCGUCACCUGCACAGCAGCGAACUGCACGUGCGUGAACUCUGACCACAGCGGGGGGACAGCAGGGUCUUUGCAAAGUAUCCAGCCCAGGCUCUCGUCACGCCCAGCUGGGCGCUUGCAUAGGGUUGGGUAGGCUGUGCACUGUGAGUGGUUGGGGGCACCGGUCACACUGUAGUCUGAGUGAGUGGUGCUGCCAGGAUCGUGCCAGGAGGGCCUGGGGCUGUGAUUCGGGGAGGGUGGCCACCAGGGUGGAAAGCAGAGAUGAUGAAAGCGGCCCAGCCCCCAGCCCACCCUUUGCCCAGGGCCUGGCGCUCCCUGAGUCUCAGCUGGCCUUGACUCCUGGUGGCAGAAGUGACAGGUGCCAGCCCCAGGCGGGGCCUUGCCUUCUCGGACAGUCCUUGCCUUCCUGGAGGACAAACCCCAGGCUGGGGGCUGUGGCUGUGGGGCCUCCCCCGGGCCCUGGGGGACCCUGCAGCCUGACACUGAGUGAGGGCGAGUAGGGGGCAGCUGCUGUCUGUUACUGAGGGCUCACGGCUUGCUGUGUGGCGUCCCCGGGCUGUGGGUGGCAGCUGCAACACGACCACCCUCAGCCGCCCAUGCGCGCAUGGUGUGUGCAGGCCGGGCCCUGCUCGGGGCUGCACUGGGCCUGCAUCCCUGUCCGGGAAGCGCAUCGCUCCUUCGGCCCCUGCCCGGUGCUGGUUCUCCUCUGCAGCCUCGGCCAUCCUCGGCAGGGACAGUACGGGCUGAGCGCGUGCCGUGUGCCAGGCCCUGUUGCACUCACACAGCUCUGGGGAGCCGCCUGCGCGCUCCUCUCAGAGGGAAGAGGGCUGCAGUGCUGCUGGGGCCGCUGCCUGGGCCCUGGCUGGGCCAGCACCUGCACGGCCCUGCAGAAGCGGCCAGCAGGUGAGCGGCCCUGGUCUGCGCUGAAGCCACACUUCCCCUUUGCCUCUCCUUGGGUUAUGGUCAUUCCUCCUGCAUUCCUGAGUGCUCUGCUUUCCUUUUCCCAGGCUUGUUUCUUUGCCUCCGACUUCCUGCCUCCCACUCGCUCUCUGUUUCCGUGCCCCUCCCUCCCUCGCCCUGUUCUUGUUCUGGGGCACGUCCCUUCCCACGUCUGCCCUCACCUGACGUCUCUUGGAAUUGGUCUCCUGCCACGGGUUGGGGACCCUGGGGAUAAUCAGGUGGCUGGAGCAGCGGUGUGAGGCCGGCUCCUUGAAGCUCCUGGUGCCGCCUCUGCCCACGCCAGGCGGCUGGAGAACACGGCAGAGAAUCCUAGCAGCAGGGAAGGUGAGCGGGUCCUGACCUCACGCGGUGGCCCGGGGCACAGGUGUCCCUGGUGUCCCUGGAGGCGAUGUUUGUGUUUCUUGUUCUCCCGGCAGUUUGAAGGGUGUUGCAAGAGAAGCGAGUCUGAGACAGUUUUACUCUUUGAACUGGAAUCCCUGUAGCCGCAGAAGAGUGACAGGCAGAUAGGCAGACAGGCGGACAGACAGGCACUGCCCUUGCUUGCAGCUCUCCUGUGCUUCUUGCGACUACAUUGGUGUGUUCCACUUGUUUCACGUGGCCUUUUCUCCGGUGCGUGGUGCUUCAAGCAUAACUUCAUCAGGGGGUGCGAUCGACAAAAGUAUUGAAUGUUUACAUUGAAAAGAACUAUGACAGCAGCAGAUCUAUCGCCAGGAACCCUCUUCAAAAUACUCCCCCUUACUUCCAACAUGUGUACCCCAUCGUCCUUGCCGUGUUUUGCAGCAGCUCUGGAGUCCUCUCUCCUGAGGUCUUUAGCUGCGCUGUCCUGGCUGCCUUGAUGUCCCGAGUGGAUUCAAUGCAUUUCCCUUUCAUGCUCAUUUUGACUUUCGGAAGAUCCAGAAGCCACACGGUGCCAGAUCCAGUGAAUAAGGUGGGUGAGGACACCGCGUCGUGUUUUUACAAGGUGCUUUUCUGUUGCAUUGUGCACUGCAGCAGCAUUCACCAUAUUUUUGAUCAUACCUCACAGAGACACUGAGGAAAGAGGACUCCAGAGCUGCUGCAGAAAGUGGCCAGAACCGUGGGAUGAGUGCGCUCAGAGGGAGGGGAGGAUUCUGGGGGAACUCAUGCAUGUGUCUUACUACUCUGUGCUUUUGAAGUUAAACUUUCACAAUACAGUUUGAACACCCUUUGUAUAAUUGGAGUAGCUUUCUUUCAUGGGAUAAUAAUAAUCUUCUUUUCCCUAAAGCAGCUAAGUGAAAGUGUGAACCUGGAAAAGUGCACAAAAAAGCUGGUGAGCUUUCCAGUUUAUAUGAAGCUGCUUGGUCAGAAGUGGGAACCCACAGCUCCUGGUUUGUUGAUUCUGAGCUGUUUCUCCAGGGAGCCUGGCUCUGCCCAGUUUUCCAGCGGUGGCAGAAGGCCUCCUUGUGGACUCCACACACAGUGGCUGUGCUGCGGUGGCCUCUUGCUCUGCUCUGACGGUCUCACACAAAGCUCGUAGGCUGAGGAGCUUCCCCUCCACCUUCCUGACCCGAGUGGUCCCAGCUCCGGAGAAACCUGCAGUGCCCUCUGUAAUCAGGAGCACAGGUUCUUGGAGAAGCCUGAUUGCUCUCUGAACCCUCACUGCAAGAUUAUGGCUUCGUCAUUCACUUCAGGGAGAACGAUGCAGUGAUUUGACAGGAUUGAGGAGUUUUGGAAGAGUCCUAGCUGUCCUCACUACCUGUGCUGCAGCUCUCCCGGAGGAGCGGUUGAGCCCUGGGACUUCCGGUCUUCCUCCGGGCUGUUCUUGUGUUUCUGAGUGAUCUCAAGGCCACGUUUUCCUGUGGUGCUGAAGAACUCGUCUUAUUUAAGAUCUGCGAUUGUAUAAUGAAUCUCACAAAACGGGGGUGCCGGAAGCAGACUUCUGGUGGAAGCAGGCUCUUUCUGGUUUUAACUGUUCGGAUUUCCAAAUGCAUUUCUGUUUCUUUAGAAAACAGGCUCUAUAAAUAGCAUGUGUUCAAAUUCCUGACAGACGUGUGUCAAAGGCGACGUUUCCAGAAAGGGCCUCGGAGGGUGCAUUUUUAAGUGACAGGAGACCUGGACUGAGUGUCUUCCAGACUUUAUGAAUUAGGGACACGGAGGAGGAUGAGGGUCCCCCGGCCAUGCAUCUGACAGAGCAGGGUGACUUGCAGGGUCCCCAAGUCCCCGGCGCCACCUCCCCACGCCGGCCAGGCUGCGGCCUCCGCUCCUCAUUGUAGGACGGCCCUCGGGGGGACCGUGUCCACCUGCACACAGCUGUCUUUGGGGUCUGAAAUGGCGCCUCUGCCAGAAAGAGCUGGGAGAAUGAGGGCAGAGUGACCCGAAUAAGGGCAGGGUGACCUGCACAAGGAGCAAGCAUGGUACAGAGUGGCAGGGAUCCGAAGGGACAAGCAGAAAAUUCCUGGAGCAAAUCACUAAAGCCAAAAGCUGCUUCUCAGACGAAUCAGUCAAAUUGACAAACCAACUGCCAUACUGAGCGGAAGAAAAAGGAGAAAGUACACAAGGACCCAUCUGAGGCGUCACCUAGACUCUACAGAGAGGGAAAGUGACAGCAGCUGGGGUUCUUAUGCUGAUACAUCCUGCAGCUUCCAGGAAACAAGCAGGUUCCUUGGAAAGCAAACUACCAAGACUUGCUCCGGAAGAAACGGAGAGCCUGAAUAGCCCUGUCCCUGUUUCAGAAAUUGCAUUUGCAGGCAAAGAAAUUUCUCACAAGGAGAAUCGCAGGCCAGAUGGCUUCCCUGCUAAAUUCUAACAAACAGGGAAAAAUAAUGUCAAGUCCACACACUCUCUUAAAGAACUGGAAGUGAGGGAGGGUGUCCCAGCCCUGUCCGUGGGAUCACCUUUUCCCCAGAGCAAUGCCAACAGUGAUGUGCCGACUGGAGACCAGUGACCUCCGUGGCCAUGGUGUGACACUCCAGCCGCCCCAGCCUCUCGAGUUCAGCAGGAUACAGGAAGGGCCGUGCAUAUCCAAGGGCAUGGAUCUCAGGAACCCCAAGGAGGAAGACAAUCUGUGCGUGCCCUGCAGGAGAGAAGUGGAUUUCAGGCCGUGAGCAGAGAAGCACCGACCCCUGGCAGUGGGCAGCGUUGUUCGGAGGGGACGCUGGGUGGCCGUGAUAGAGUGGGUGUGUGUUAGCCAGGGGCCCGGGAGAGGCCGGUGGCUGAGGGGGUGUGGAGGGGUGGCGAGGUGCACAGGGCCGGCAGGCUGCUUUGAGGAAAGCUCUGGUGUUUUCCAGGGCUCAAAGGGUAGUGGUGUGGCUGGGGCGUGUUUGGAAAGUACAGUGGACAGGCUGCCCAGGAGCAGCCAGGUACUGGGGGAUGGGGGCGCAUGUGGGGGAGGCCAGGGAGUGGAGGCCGGUGUGCUGCCCAAUGCCCGGCCGGUGCCACUCCGGGAGAGUCAGUGUUUGCUGCGCUGGUGGGAAGACCCAGUCCUAGGACCCAGUCCUGGUCCCAGUCCUAGGACCGCAGGUGGAGGGCUUGAGUCGGGCGGAUCCCUUCCGUUCUCUUCCUCCCCGUCUCUGUCCCUGCAUCUCUCUGUCUCUCCUCUGUCUCCCCAUCCCUCUGCGUCUCUGUCUUGGUCAGCAUCACAGCAGCCCUCGUGAAACAGGAGCUAAUGUAACGCAGCCGCAGUGAACAUGCGCCUCAGACGCAGGACCAGGCACCUGACAGGAGCGGGACCUGAGGGAGCGGCAGGCUGGCAGGGCACCAGCGAUGCUCCCUGGUGACAGGGCAGGAGCUGUAACCGGAGCUCCUCAGCGGCACUCCCUGAGCCAGCGCCCCCGCCCGCCCGGUGUGCUCCCAGGAUUCCCCCCGCCGCCCCUUCUGAGACAGAGUCUUGCUGUGUAAUCCAGGCUGGCCUUGAACUUGUGGCGAUCCUCUUACUUCAGCUUCCUGAGUGCUGGGAUUACAGGCCCCAGACAGAAAGGCUUCAGGUGGCUAUGCCUGCCAUGCGGAGCGCAUGGACCCGGUCUCGGAGCUGCAAGAUCGGUCGUGGAGUCCAGGCCUAAUACGUGUCACCAAACAUACGACCCCUUUGCUCUUCCCAACAACGCAGUGAGAAAGGCUGUUAGUCUUAAAUUGGAUAAGGGUCAGGGACUUAACCUAGGUGGCCCGUCAGGUAUGUUACACAGCCACGCUCUGCUCAUUCACGUAUUAUGAGCUUUUCAUUCUACUAUUGCAGUUUUCUGAGCAGGUAUGUUCUCUGAAGGAGCUCACUGCCUGCACUCUGGGGGUGGACAGGAAGCCUCCGAGGUCAGCAGUCACGGGCAAGUUUCAAGGGAAUCUGUUUCCAGACCCCCGACUUAGAUGCUUCCUCACCCAAGCUGAUGAGCGAGGAGGGGCCUGUGCCUGUGAUGGGGUACUCAGAGGGCUGGGCCGCCCACCUCCCCUUUCACAGUGGCCCUUUUCCCUCACACAGAAGCUACCCCGUGCACCUGUGUGUGGCGCUGCUUCGGAGCACUGCCACAGGACAUCCCCGACGGCCAUGUACGUAAAUGGGGUGGCUGAAACCAUCCAGGGUGUUGAGAAGUCAGUGAUCCCAGUGAUGGGGAAUUUGCAGCUCUGGGGUUUGAACUUGGCUUGCACAGAAACCAACAGAGACUCUGAUCGAGUUGUCAACGGAUGGCGCAGUCUGCAACCUGUGAUGGGCCCUGUCUAGACGGUGGUUGUGUGACUCGGGAGGCUUCAGAAUUCUUAGUUAUUCUGAGGCGCUGGCCCUCAAACCAGUGCCUUGCACACGCUCAGCAUCUGCUCCCUGCUGAGCUACACCCCGCCCUAGCUGAGACGACUUCGGAGAAUAAAGUUACACCACAAACUCC